This is a messenger RNA of Toxotes jaculatrix (banded archerfish), 4575 nucleotides long. RefSeq names its product GDNF family receptor alpha-2-like. Gene Ontology annotation, biological process: nervous system development. The record is from RefSeq and is a predicted model, not a curated record. Gene Ontology annotation, molecular function: signaling receptor activity. The transcript is spliced from 8 exons. Bases 603 to 2012 code for a protein of 469 amino acids. Lineage: Eukaryota; Metazoa; Chordata; Actinopteri; Toxotidae. Gene Ontology annotation, cellular component: signaling receptor complex; external side of plasma membrane.
AGCGUUCACUCCCCUCCAGAGGAGCGCACAGCUUUUUGAGAGAGCCAGUGGUGGGGGGAAGAAAAAAAAAAAUCCAGUCAGCGUUUUGUGGCACUUUCCGAUGAGUUCUGCUACCUCGUUAGAGAUACUGGCAUAGCUGACAAAUCAUUUUACGCCAGUUUAAGGAAUGUUUUAGGGAUAAAUUGUCUCCAAAGGGCAAUUGGAGCGGGCAGUCUGAGCCCUUAUAAUGCGGAAAGAUCAAGUCUCAGUAGUUUGUCGUUAUGAACGCAGCGCAGACGGACCCUGAGAAACUGCUUUCAUGGAUUGACUGACUGAUUGAUUGAUUGAGUGGCACCUGAUUUUUAUUUUUAAAUUUUUUUUCAAUAUCAGAGGAUUUUUUUUAUUGUGUCGUGGUUAGUCUAUUAUUCAAAGAAAUUGUGGAUUAUUAUUUCGAGGAUUUUUUUCGGAGGUGCGUCUUUAUUUUGAAGUUGAAUGAGGAUAUUGACUUUUUACAGUUAGAUUGCGCCUGGGUGAAGGAUCCGAAGAGUGGAAUUAACCUCUCACAAGGUGGAAGUAUUAGUCUAAUUGGACCCCAACUCAUCUUUCUUGCCGCUUAGUCCAAUAUGAAGUCUGUCACUGUGUGGAUGUGCGUUUACAUCUUUCUUCUGCUCUUAGAUGAGGCAGCAAGUUCCUGGGAUGGCUCCUCACCUAUGUCUGUGUCCUUGGCCACCAGCGCCCCAGGAUCUCCAGGCACCGGUUCUGGGCCUGGAGCCCAGCCAGAUUGGGUGGACUGCAUCCAGGCGAGUGACAUGUGCAACCAGAACCCUCACUGCAGCUCUCGGUACCGGGUGAUGCGCCAGUGCCUUGUGGGCAAGGAGAAGGAAGCCAUGCUGGACAACAACAGGGAGUGCCAGGCCGCCUUGGAAGUGCUGCUGGUUAGUCCUCUGUAUGACUGUCGCUGCAAAAGGGGCAUGAAGAAGGAGCUGCAGUGUCUGCAGAACUACUGGACCAUCCACAUGGGACUCACUGAAGAUGGAGACAUGGAUGACUCAUCUCCCUAUGAACCUGUGGCACCAAACCGACACCCUGACGCGUUCCGCUUGGCCUCCAUUUCAUCAGGCAUGCUCACAGUAGCGCCAAAAGGUUUCCACUGUCCUGAUGCCGAAAGAAACUGCAACCCCUGUCUUGAUGCUGCCAAAGCCUGCAACCUCAACAACAGCUGCAAGAAGCAGCGCUCCUCCUACAUCGCCACCUGCAGCAAGGAGGACCCCAACAAGGGUGAAACCUGCAGCAAGAAGCGCUGCCACAAAGCGCUGAGGAUGUUCCUGGACCGUGUGUCCACUGAUUAUAGCCACCGUCUGCUCUUCUGCCCCUGCCAGACUGAGGGCUGCGCUGAACGACGCAGGCAGACAAUCGUGCCCGACUGCUCCUAUAAAGAUAAGGAGAAACCCAAUUGUCUGGAGCUACGGAGGAUCUGCCGCCAAGACCCUCUCUGCAGGUCUAGGCUGGCUGAUUACCUGGUGAACUGCUUGAUGACUGCGAACACAGUGAGCACCUGUCCCAACCAAGACAAUCAUCAAGCCUGCUUGGCCUCCUACGCAAGGCUCAUUGGGACUGAAAUGACUCCCAACUAUGUUGACAGCAGCUUCUCCAACUGGACCAUAUCCCCGUGGUGCACAUGCAAAGGCAGUGGAAACCAAGAAGAGGAAUGUAUGAACUUCCUGCGGUACUUCACCGAUAACACAUGCCUAAGAAAUGCCAUUCAGGCCUUCGGUUAUGGGAUGGACAACAUGCAGAACAAAAGUGUGUCUGUCCCAGGCCCCUCGGUGAUGACGAAGAUGGGGUGGGAUUGGACGACAAGCACCUCAGAGCCUCCAUUUGCUGCCAUCCCAAAGUAUCCUGAACCAAGAGACGGUGGCCUGGGCAAAACCCGGGGCCUGCCAGAGGAUCACUCUACCUGUCUGUGUGCCAACGUCUGGGCUCUGCUUCCCGGCCUGGCUUUGGCUCUGGUCCUGGCCCAGCAUGCCUUAUAGAAGCGCCAGGAGGAGAAAAAAGAGGUCAUCCACCCACAAGCUGAUCCCAAAAGCAGAAGGUGUUAUUUCUGAGACUGAUAUUAAGAAGGCUGAAUCUCUGGGCAGUUGACAUAAAUGGCAUUCAUGAAAGGAGAAAAACAAAAAGAGGAGAAAUGUGGAAAAUGUUGACAUUUUUAAACUUUGAAUUUAUUAUUCAUUUGAUGUAUUGUUACAGUGGACCACAACUGUGAUGGAGAGCAUGGCUUUAAAAAAGGACCCUUGGUAGGACAGGCCAUGAAGUCCAUUAUCUGGGAACGACCCUCCCUCUGACUGAGACACCAAAACCUGGAGGACAGAAGGUGAUCAUGUCAAAGACUUCUGCACUUUUCUCACCAAAGGAGGGAGAGAGGGAAUGAACAACAUAAUUAAAAGAAGACAGGAUUGACAGAAAAGAAAUUGUUGCAGUGAGAAAAGGAAUGAGCAUGAGGUAAAUGGGGUUGAGUGAGCCCGAAAAGAGAAAGAGAGACAUAUUUCUGCUAUCAGUCACACUUUUUUUUGUCUUGAAUUGGUUCUCGACUUAAUCUUCUCUUGGAUGAACAGACCACAAAUUUAGGGGCGGGGAUGGGGGAUGAUUACAUUCUGUCUCUUCAACACUAGUGUAAACUCUAAACUGUAAAGCCUACUCAGUGUUCUAAGUGUUGGUAUAGUAUCCGUGACCAUAAUCAAUCUGCCGUACAGCUCUUUCAUUUGGGUGCUACAGUAUACUUUUUCAGCAGGUGGAGAAAAGAACAAAAAGCGGCGACGUUAACAGUUAAUGGUUCUUUGGUCAUUUGAGAUGUUGUUGUUGAUGACUGUGGGUGUUCCUCAUCCGUCCACCUGCACAUGUGUAUAUUUCUGUCUCUAUGUAUAUAAACAACACUUUUCUUUCAUUCAACCUAAUAAUGAUCUACAGUACCUUGAGUGGACAUUACUGUAUGCUACGAUUGCUCUGUAUUGAGUAUUGAUACUAAUGGAAGGCCUUCAUUAUCUGCGUUUAUAUUUGUCUAUAAAGGUUCGAUUAUAAAGAAUGUAUACAGGGAUGAGAUUAAAUGAGCUCAAACUGCUUGGAAAGUCAUAACCUGUGUCUGAGUAUCACACUGUGUCCACUGAGUGUGUAUGGACAAUUAUUACAAUGUGCUUGCAUCUAUAUUUACAUGCAGGAGAAAAGGAGCUUAUCAGGAGCAGUUUAAAUUGCCAGCGCGGGGGUUCAUAUUCCCCCUCAGAGAGCAGAGGUUAUGAUGCAUUGUUUAAUUGCAGGGUUUUUGAGAGUAAGGAUAGCCACCAGUUUUUGAGAGUGCUUGAAUGUGCAGCCUGGCCAAAAUCACUUCCAGCUCUGUUGUUCCUCAUUUAACUGAAUAUUUUAAAGGUGCCAUAUAGUAGGAAUUCAAAGAUUGCCUUACUGCACAUACAUAUACGGUUUGACCAUAUUUAUUUAUUGAAAAAUAAAUUGUCGGGGAAAAAAGUGAACCUGUCCUUUAAGAAGUCAAUUUUUGUCCAGAUUUUUAAAAAAACUGUGUCUCCUAUCAAGAUGUUAAAAGGGGAAAUACACCUGUCCACUUUUUUUUGUAGAGAAAUAAGUAGAUUGAGACCACCCUCCUGAGUGAAUGCUAAAAAUGAAGCAAGUGCCUAUAGCUGGUUAGCUUAGCAGAGCAAAAAUCAGCAUUGUUUAGUUCACACAAAAAGUGAAGGGCAAAAAUGACAUGUGAUUUUAGCGGGAGUUAUGUGCCGGACUAUUUACAUUUGGACAGAGCCACUGUUGGUGCUAACUUAAGUUAAUCCUCUGCUGGUGUCAGUUUCAUAUUUACUGGACAGGUAUCUUCCCAUCUAUGUCUCAGCAGGAAAGAAGAAAAGUGUAUUUCCCAAAAUGUUGAACAACACGUUGAAGUUGAAAUUGCAUUUUCACUGUUACAAUACUUUGAAGUCAGUCUCAUAAUAACUUUGGGCACAGUUUGACUUCUUAAAGAAUAAGUUCACGAUGUCAUAUCUUAAUACAGUACUCAAAGGCCUGUAUGUACACUGGAAAAGUUAUUGGUAGCUGUAAACCUUCCCUCAGCCCACCGAUACUGAAUCUUUGUUGUGACUCUAACGAAUGUGGGACAAAACCGUCAUUGUUGAGUUCUUCUUUCCAAAGUUCAGCUGAAGUUAACUUGAGGCUUCAGCUGUCUGAAUUUGCCAAAUCGAGUAGGAAUUGCAGAAAGGGGCUUUGACAUUUCAAAGGCUUGUCCACUAUUGAGGAGUUGCACCAGAGAGAGAGUGAUCUCUUCACAGCCAGUGUGGACAUAUGAGCCAAUGUUCAUAUGAACACAUGAAUGUUAUACUAAAAAUCUUAACCAAUCCUUUAAAAAAAAUCCAGCCCUCUUGCUCCACAAUGGUAAAUUUGUUGCAUUUGAACUGGAAAGUCUCGAGUGGGCAGAUUUUACCAUUUUGAACCAGAAGAGCUGGUGAUUUUAGCAAAUCAGUAUCCUCUAUUGAGAGUCAUUCAAUGUAACUGAUGCAAUUCAACAUUCAAUUGAAGCACAUUUAUUUGCAAUAUAUCAUAUUUCCU